This is a messenger RNA of Lycium barbarum (goji berry), 1296 nucleotides long. RefSeq lists its product as uncharacterized. NCBI's taxonomy places the organism in Eukaryota, Viridiplantae, Streptophyta, Magnoliopsida, Solanales, Solanaceae. Gene Ontology annotation, molecular function: zinc ion binding. The transcript is spliced from 5 exons. The record is from RefSeq and is a predicted model, not a curated record. Bases 1 to 1296 code for a protein of 431 amino acids.
AUGGUUUUUGAAAAUGAAAAAGUAUUUAGGAAAGCAUUGGCUGAUUAUGCAAUAGAAUACAAAGUUAGUCUUAAGUUAAGGCCUAAUCAACCUAGUAAAGUAAGGGCUCAGUGUAAGGGUAACAAACAGUGCAAGUGGUUGUGUUAUGCUGCAACAGAUAGAGAUUCUGGUGAUUCUAUGAUUAAGAGCUACCGUCCUUUACACAAGUGUACAACUUCUAACAAGAACAAAAUGUGCAACACUAAAUGGCUUGCUGCUAGAUUUAAGGAUGAACUAAUUAAGCAGCCAUCUUUGAGAAUAUGGGAAAUACAAGACAUGUGCAGGGAUAAGUUAGGACUUUAUGUUGUAGGAAAAUUUGCUACAGAGCUAAAAUGCAGAUACUCAGAGAGUCUAUGGACAAAUCCUGGUAGUUCUGUUUGGGUAAGGAUGGAUAGAGAAAGUUGUCCAGGGAAGAAUUUGUUUGUGUACUUCUAUAUCUGCUUGGAUGCAUUGAAGAAGGGGUGGAUGGAAUAUUGUAGGAGAAUAAUAGGUUUUGAUGGGUGUUUACUAAAGGGUGCUUGUAAAGGUGAACUGCUAGUAGCAGUUGAGGAUCUGCAGUUGGGUACUGGAGAUGGUCUUCCUGUGAUGGCAGACAUGCAAAAGAAGAAUUGUUACCCGAUGCUGAGCAUAGGAGAUGUGCAAGACACAUCUGGUCCAAUUGGCAUCAAUAAUGGAAGGGUGAAGAGGGAAGAAAACAAUUUUGGAGAUCCAGAAAAAUCAUGGGUGAGGGCAUACAUUAAAGAGCAUUCUAAGUGUGAUGUUGUUGAGAAUAACAUGUGUGAGACCUUCAAUUCAUGGAUCUUGUCUUGUAGACACAAAUCAAUUAUAACCAUGUUGGAGGAAAUUAUGAGAAAGAUAAUGACUAGACAAUGUGAUAUGAUUAAGUUUGCCAACACUUGGAUAUCUGAGAUUUCACCUAUGGCUAGACUUACCUUAGAGGAUAAUAAGGAAAUGGCUAGGGGCUGCAAGGUUCUUUGGAAUGCUGAUGUUGGAUUUGAGAUUGGAGAGGGUGAGUAUAGGCAUACAGUUAACAUGAGUACUAAGAGUUGUAGUUGUAGAACUUGGCAACUGAGAGGAAUUCCAUGCCAGCAUGCUGUUUGUGCAUACUACCACAUAGAACUAGAGCCUGAACACUUUGUGGAGCAUUGGUAUAGGAAGGAUACAUUCUUAAAGGCAUAUAGUCAUUUCAUCCAGCCAAUUCCAAAUAUGAAGAUGUGGCCUGAAACAAACAAUCCAAAGAUUGAGCCUCCUGCCUAA